Messenger RNA from Botrytis fragariae, 1365 nucleotides. RefSeq names its product putative g-protein coupled receptor protein. The transcript is spliced from 4 exons. The coding region runs from base 1 to 1365 and encodes 454 amino acids. Gene Ontology annotation, molecular function: G protein-coupled receptor activity. Gene Ontology annotation, biological process: cell surface receptor signaling pathway; adenylate cyclase-activating G protein-coupled receptor signaling pathway. Gene Ontology annotation, cellular component: plasma membrane. The record is from RefSeq and is a predicted model, not a curated record. Lineage: Eukaryota; Fungi; Ascomycota; Leotiomycetes; Helotiales; Sclerotiniaceae.
AUGGGCCAACUAUCCCAAAGGGAGGUUGAUAUCUUAAUCAUCAUCGAGCGUACCACGGCAUCGAUAUCGGUGUUGGGAACACUUGCUCUGUUUGCUACGUUCAUCUUUUUCAAAUCGUUCAGAACAUUGUCAAAUACAAUCAUCUUUUACGCAUCUUUUGCAAAUCUAUUUGCCAACGUUGCUGCGCUUAUUGGAGGUUCCGCGCUAUCACAAGUUAACUCGCCGCUAUGUCAAUUUCAAGGUUUCUUGUUGGAGAUGUUCAUGCAAAGCGAUCCGUGGUGGAGUUUAGCAAUGGCUACAAAUGUCUACCUUGUCUUCUUCUACCGAUUUGAUGCUGCUCAACUGAAGAAAUUAUAUCCUUAUUAUGCAUUGAUAUGCUAUGGCCUCCCCUUCAUUCCAGCGAUGGUCUGUCUAUUUGUCAAAAACAAUGAGAAAGGAAAGAUCUAUGGAAACGCAACGCUUUGGUGUUGGAUUGACGGUCCAUGGGCACCUCUCCGUAUUUACAGCUACUACGCACCAAUUUGGAUUACCAUUCUCGCCGCACUAUGUAUCUACGUCCGCGUUGGGAUUGAGAUCUUCCGCGCUCGCAAUCAACUCAAUGGAGUAUCCCACCGAACCGACCCAUCACUACAUACAGACGCCGGAGGCAAAUCACCACUUCCUCCUCAAGGCAGCAUAACCAAUGCAUCGGAAGCCACAAACAAGGACUACGAAAGUGAGCAUGAACAGCCAAUUUUCACCGGAACCCGAACCACCGAAAUCGAAGUGACACACGGCUCGUGGGAAAAUGGAACGGCUCUCAAUACAAACACCACUCCGCGAUAUCCUCGUGCUUCAGACGUGAAUCAUUUGAGAACUCCUGCCAAAGAUCCAGAAAGCAAUUACCGUGUCACUAUUUCCGCCGUACCGAAUACAACUACAUCGAGUGGGCGAGGCGGAGCUAGGAGAAAUGCAAGUAGUUUGGAUAAGAUCAAGUGGGCCUACACGAAAGUCGCUAUGCUUUUCUGUAUUUCCAUUUUGAUAACUUGGGUUCCCGCUUCGGUGAACCGAGUAUAUGGGUUGAGAUUUCCAGAUAAACCAUCAUUCGUGUUGAAUAUAGGUUCUGCGAUUGUUCUUCCUUUGCAAGGAUUUUGGAACACCGUUAUCUAUUUCACCACUUCUCUAGGGAUCUGUCGCAGUGUAUGGGCCGAUCUCCGCGGUCCUUCCAAACAACAUAGAAAAACCGAAGGAUUUCGUAUGAUGGAUCGUCCUAUGACUGGUAUUCAUCGCGGAGGAACGAAGGAGACAGAAAGUAUGGUGGAAUUAAGCACCAGCCGAUCACAAACGAAUCGAAGUUUAAGGAGCGCGGAAGUUGAAAGUAUCUGA